CUUGUACCAUUUUUUAAAUUAAAAUGUGUUGAUAUGGAAUCGACGCAGCUCUAGUACCUGCGUCUCCUCCUUCUCCUCGUGUUUUUAACUGUAUCUCCUGUCUGAAGGAUGCCUGUGCAUAGUCAAAUAGCUACCCCAGUGUGCUUCUGAGCGACUUGGUUAAACAUCUAUUCUUGUGAGCGUGCCGGGCUCAUGUCUGCAGCUCUGCGCUGGUCCUAGCUGUAAUGGUUUUGGAGUGAAUGGACGUGCUGGACUCUGCCCUGAAUUCAUCGAGAGAGCGCCGGUAUUGCCAGCACCCUCCUUUGUCCCAUUACAAUAGGGUUCUAUGAACACAGGCAAGCCUGCUAGUUUAAAGCUGGACUGUUUACUUUUAUCACUACUUACGCAUGCUGUUCCCUUGCCAGUCAUCUGCCGGAGUGCUCGGAAUAAUUUGAAACAACAGGCAAUAUUUAUUUCUAGCUUUGUGUGUCAUGCUUCGCAGGAGCACUCUUAAUUUGCACAUUAUUAUUUAGCCGAACUUCUGGGAAGCUUUACUAUGGACUGGACAGCACUGGUUAUGGAUUAGGGCAGAUUUAAUACGCACUCUUGAUUGGCUGAAGCCUAUGAGGGAAGCCACGGUGUUUGCCUUCGCUGUAACACCCGAGGGGUAUAUUUAGUAGGUAGCCGACCCCGUCAGCGCAACGCGUAAUGCAGCGUGGCUGUGCGGUCGGGAGCUGACACGGGGAGGAUGCUGCAGGACCCCAGACCGCCUGCUGAAGGGGAGAGGGAGGCUCUCCUCGUUCCCCGGCAGAUCAUUUCGCCGUGUGUCAGCCUCAGAGGUGCGAGCGUAACUGUUCUCUGUGUCUUUGGGACAAAAGGAGAGUUUCACUGUACGAGCCCGGUGGUAAAGUGUGAGUGUAGUGUAACUGCGAGGCGCGGGAACGGACGCUGCCCCGAGAGAGCCCGGCUGAGGAAGAAAGCCCCGUCUCCCUACUAGGAUUCAGAUGCUGCUCUUUAAUUACUGGGGAAGAGACUGACACUGAGGAAGUGCAGCCAGACGAGUAAGCAAGCAAAGCAUGCCCACCUGUGUGCGCGUGAGUUGGGAGGGCAGGCCAGCCCGAGACCUAGGUGCAGAUCCCUCCAUGCAGUGCAGCUACGCAGGAGAUUCUUUGACGGAUUACGAUCUCAGCAAACUCCAACUCGAGAAGAAGAAUGACAGCUAAGAGACUUAAACCAGACUUUUCACCAUCCUGGAAAGGAACUGUCUGCCCGUAUUUGGAGUUUUUUUAAUACUCUACCUCCCUCUGCUGUUAUCAGCGAGAAGUUCCUCGACAAUGGGAAAUCAUGUACUUGCAGCUUCAAUUUCCAUGCUCUCGCUCCUGGCGAUGAUGGGAGAUGCAGACAGUAAAACAGAUAGCUCCUUCAUGAUUGACUCCGAUCCCAGCCGCUGUAUGAGGCAUCACUACGUCGACUCCAUCAGCCACCCCCUCUACAAAUGUAGCUCAAAGAUGGUGCUGCUGGCUCGCUGCGAAGGGCGCUGCAGCCAGACGUCGCGCUCAGAGCCCAUGGUUUCUUUCAGCACUGUCCUGAAGCAGCCUUUCCGCUCCACCUGCCACUGCUGCCGGCCACAGACCUCCAAGCUGAAGGCCAUGCGGUUGCGAUGCUCGGGGGGCAUGCGGCUCACUGCCACCUACCGCUACAUCCUCUCCUGCCACUGCGAGGAGUGCAACUCCUAGGGACGUACCCGCCACAGCAGUGGGGGGAUCCGGAUGCUGCUGUCAGGGAAGGCUCUCAAGAAGUCACCUGAGGUGACGGCGAUGCUCCCAGUGUACGUUACAGUGAGGACAGGACUAACCAGGCUGGAUUGUAAAAUAUCCUGGAUGGUGCCAGUACCGAAGUGUGGGCUGUGACAAAGGCAAAAGCAUGAAGACUUGUUUUUAAGAAGCCUUUCUUUUUUCUGAAAGGAUAUUUUUGAGUUUCUUCUUUUUCAGGCUCAGCUCUGACUACAGAGAGGUGCUUUUACUUUAGGCCAAGGGCAGCAGGGGAACAGAGAGGAAGGUCAGCUGGAUGAGAGCACCGCGCUCUGGGAGUUGGCGUUUGGACAGAGGAUGGGCAUCAGUUCCCACAUAUGACCUCUUAACCUAACAAUUUAUUCUCAGUCUCCUAGUUAUCCUGGCCUUCAAAACAAACUGUGUUGUUGGCAAGGGUUAUCUGUUACUGAUCUAGCAGCCAAGCGCUGGAUAACUUUAACUGUGGUUUAGCAGCAAUUGCAAAUAAAACAUUGAAAAGUGAACUGGAUAUGAAAUGUAGAGCUGGGACUACCCAGCCCGAGCCAGCUGAAGUGAUUAUUUGCAGCGUGCAGCAUCACAGUUCAGUGGCUGAGCGACUCCUGAGAAGUGAAAGGUCAUGAGACUCAUUAUUCCCCUCUAAAAGCCUGGAAAUGUGACAGGUCACAUCUGUCACAAAAGCCAUUAUUCAAACACUAAAAACUAAUCAAAGAUUAAAAUGACAUGUACUAAAUGGAGUCUUUUCUUAACUUGGGUAGACCUGCUGACAUACAGAGCCAGAGCCACAAGAAUAAUGACCAAACCUAGGACUUAUGUUCAUCUAUGGCUCUGAGGCCAUUGAGUGAGCAGCAUUUUGCCUUUUAAAGACAGGCAAUCGCCGACACAGGGGCAUCACACUGAUGUGCCCAUAGGAAGUCUAAGGCAGAGUCUGUCUCCCAGCGUUAUCCACUGGACCACGAAGUCUGUGUUUCGAUUUACCAAAUGAUCUGCUACCUGGGGUCCUGGUUGACACACCAUCCAGCUUGGCAGCUGCUCAGGGAAUUGCACAGCUCUUGGCUGGGCCAUCCGCCCAUGUGUCCUUUGUGCGCACACAACGAUGUAGGAGGCUGCGGCAGGGUUAGCACGAGCCCAGACCUCACCCGUAGGUGAAACUGUCCCACAGCCAGGGCAUCAGAGCUGCUGGGUCUUGCAGAACAGGGGUAGCCAGCGCUUCUCUGUAAGAAGCAAGUGAGGCCAUUAGCUGCUUUCCCCUCCCUGUAGGACCAUUGCAGAAAGAAAUGCCGCGAGGAGCUGAAUGGUUUGCAGUCAUUGAUAGGGUGAAAUGAUCUCAAAAUAACAAAGGAUCCCAAGUUUCGGAAUGGUACUUGUACAAAAAAAAUCUAUCCCUCCUCCAUUAGCGUGAGGUUUUUAGAAAGAUUCAGUCAUAGUCUCUUGUGACUGCAAGGAAACAACAUAAGGUAUUACAGUUCUUAUGUCCUUAAACGGCAGUUUAUCCAGUCAGUCAGCAAUAUGUCUGUGAUGUCCACAUAAACCUGGGUAAGACCUUUUUCGAUAGAAGUCAUAAAGGUGUCAGGAGCAUCUUUGCAGUGCAAGGAUUCAGAGUCAGUGCAAUUUUUACCCCUCAGUAGCAUCCGCAUGUAUAGUCCCACAGUUAUUCUCUGGGAGAGGCCAGAGUGGCUCCCCCGCACAGCAAUGUCUGGUGGGGCCCCGCGGUAUGGAGAAGUCAUAAAAUCAUAGAAUCGUUUUGGUUGGAAGAGACUUUUAAGAUCACUAAGUCCAACCAUUAGCCUAGCACUGACAAGUUACCACUAAGUCCUAUCUAAGUCCAGCGUUUGGUGCAUCUGUUCAGCGCCAUCCAGUCUGUCUGCAGCAAAUGCCAUAGGCAGCAGCUUGGGGACGUGCACUGACGCUGCAAUUGUCCCAUGGUCUACACGAGAGUUACUGUGGCUGCUCAGGCAAAGACAGAUUCCUUUGCCACUGCCUUCUCAUGGGGAAUAUGUACGGGAUGUGAAGGCAGGUGGCAGAUCAAGCCACCUGCCUUUCGAGCUAAAUCCUGGAGCUGGAUGGCUGUCAGUCAGAAGUGGAAACCAAAAGGUGACAAGCACACCCACAGACACUGGUUUGAGAGGUUUGUGGUACAUGGGAAGGACUGUCUCCGUCUUCCAGAGAUGACUCGGAGAUGGCCAGUUUUCAACAGCACAGAGCUGUGGGCAAACAAAAGGGUGAAUCAAACUGUUAGAAGCUGACGGGCUCAGAUUAAAAUGUCAAAACUGGGAGUGAUGAGCCCCAGUGAGCUCAUUAGACACCGCUCGUUGUUUCAGCACUGUCAGUCAUUCUUUUCACAUCUGAUGCAUGGUCUGAACAUCAAAGGGAGAGCGAUGGGAGCGUGAGCCGGGCAUUAUCACCAGACUACUUUAUAUGAAAGAUCAUAUGUGCGUCCCUUUUCCAAUCUCUUUCAACCUCCAGCAUCUAAAAAUCCCAUUAUCCAAAAAAGCACCACCCCCUACUGUUAAUUAUAUAUAGAAAAUUCCAGUCCUUAUCCGAAACAUCAGCAAUACCUUUGAUAACCAAAUAACUAUACCACAAAAUAUGCGUGACCUCUAAGCGUGGGUAUAGAGACUGCCGCACAGAAGCAAUGCUAUGCUGUUAUUUAAGGGAUGGGGAAUGGUAACUGCUAUAUCCAGGGUGUCCCAUUCCCCGCCCCCGCUCCCCUACCCCGGGUUGCACUGCCGCUGGCCUUUUCUGCUGGUGCAAAAUGGGAUGCCGGGGGGCCAUGACAUGACAUUUGGGUGACAAUUUGCAGCGUUUCUGCACGGCUGUGGGAUGCAGCAGAGCAAUGUGGACCCGAUCACAGUCCUCUGAUGAGGAGAGAGGAAGGGUUUGAGCAGAGACCAUGCCUGAGUCAAUUUAGAAAACCGGAGAAUAUUUAUAGUGAGGGAAGAGCCUGGCUGGUAUUUAUUCCCACAUCCCCUCGCUAUCACAGUGCCAGAGCUAUAAUUGCUCAAAUCGGUCUCACAGAAGCCAUUCGUGUUUCAACAAAAGCUUUUUUUUUUCCCCUCUCGCACCCCACAUUCCUUCCACUUUUGCCCGGUUCCUCUAGUGAAAUCAUCGCCUUGUGACCACAAAGGCUGUUGCCAGGCAUAAAUGUUGAGGCGAAUUCAACAUUAUCUAAUUUAACUGUUGAUUCCAAUAAAUGCAUGGGAGGAAUACAACAGAAAUUAUGACUGACAAGACAAAACGUACUUGUAAAUAGCUAGAACUGGAUAUUAAACAAUGAGUCAAAGUUUCAGAUUCUCCUUUUGGCUUUGUCAGGCAGUCUUCAUAUUAACAUUUAAGAAAAGGAGGAACUACUCUUCAAAACCAAAUGCCCCAAGGUCAUUUAUAAAUCCAUAUUUUGAUACAUUUUUAUCAGUAUUUUUGGUGCUGAAUGAAGCACACAAGUGCUACCCACGUCAAAAUUCAAGGCGGCGUAUUGAAGCAAAAGAAAAUGAGGCUUCAGGUGAAAUCUACAGGAUAUGGCUCGUGGUGAGAAAGAGCCUAAACGGUGCUUAGAGAUGAAACAGCUUCCUGAUUUCUUAGCCUGACACUCUGUUUUACAAGUCAGACUACUGUGUAAGUCCUUCUUAAAUUGAAAAACAGGGAGGGCAAUGUUCAGUUGUUCAGAUAAUGUUGUGGGGCUUUGUCUUUGCUAACACACCCUCUCACCGGACCUGGAAUGAGAAGGUUUUCUCCUUUUUUCCCCUCACUGCACCUCACCCUUCAGGCAACGUCUUCCCUCACAGAAAGGCUGGUUCAGCUGGGACCAUCCUGUGGUUUGCUCAGGAUGAGAUGUGAUACAGGCUUUCAACUGGCACCACCCUAUGCCCUCUUUUUUUCCCCAUUAAGUUUCUGAGUUCAGCUUGGCUUACUUUUGGAAGGCACCAGUCCCAGCAGUGGUGGUGUUACAGUUGAGCUGGAGGAAUUGCACUCAUGGAGACCGGAGGGAAACACCAGACCUUUGCUGGUACCCUUUGCUUGUAAGAAAAGCCUUAUAAUGCCAAUACAUUUUGUGCCUGUCAGAAAUAAUCUGUGAUUUUCCAGAGUAAAACAGCCUAUGACCUAGCAAAUUUUAAUUAUUCUGUUCCCAGCUGCAGUGGGUCUCUUAAGUGCUUAAAGCUGCACAGAUACAGAAAUGGUUUGCUGGUUCAAGCCUUAUAUGAAUCAUUAAACUGAAGAGCUCACUGCUUUCUUGGAGAUGUCCCACUGACUUUCCUUCAUCUCACCUUGCCCUCUGAGCUUGGAGAACUUCUGCCAGACAAUUGAUCCUGAGUCUGUCUGUCUCCUGGUGGCCUUUAUCAGGGCUUUUGUAAGCUACCGUCACAGCGCUUAUGGCAAUAACAGAGAGGUGAAGUUCAAUGACAUCCAUGGUACACCACAGCCUGCACUGGGCCUUCACGUGAGCCUUAGUUGACACCUAUUCAGCAAGUCCUUGCAGAUCUGCCACGGAGCCCUGAAACUCAAACAGGAAUGUGUAGAUUGCAGCCAGAAUAUUUUUGUGAAAGAGGAGAAAAAUAAAAGAUGGGAGGUUGCUGUCUCAUGGGAAUAGUCUGAUAGUCCGUUGCUUUGUGUCUCUCGCCUCAGUUCUUCGGAUCUGAUAUGAGAAAAGAGAUGCUCCCGAGUUUCCUCCCAUGGGUGAGUGGCUUUUCAGUGCCUAGUCCUACCUGUGUAAAGACAGUGGUUUCUUACUGAAUUUGUCAGAAACAGGAUUAAACCCUCUAGGAAACAAGGAAUUUUUCCUCUGACUUGGGCCAUAAGUAUUUUUGAAAAAUCCAAAUGCCAUUAAAAAGGUCAGGGAGGGUGUGUCUUCCUUUGACUCUGUAGUUAUUUACAAUACAAGGGCUGUGGAAAAAGGAAAAAAAAUGAUAUCCAGGGUAAAAGUGACUGACGGCCUUCUAAAACAGAUUGCACUAUAGGUAACAGGUAUUAAGACAGAUACUCUUAGAAAAGUGCAGCAGGCCGUGUUGGAAAGUAGCAUCCCAGUGAUUUUACUGUGUUGCACAUGUACAAAUAAGCUGUUUGGAAAUCCAAAUAGUGAGUCUAUCCCUUUUAUUUUGCGGGCAAGGGGUUACAAUCUUUAUUUAUGGUUUGAGAGAGAGGACGGGUAAUCACUUGUCUGCAAAUUAUAUUAGCUGGCUAAUGCAGUGAAAAUGGUCCUUGGUGCUUCUAUGAUAUGAAGACGACGCUUUAUGUACAUCAAGAUACAAAAGAUCAGAGUUCACUAAUGAGAAUAAGUAAUCUUGUUUGGCCUGCACCAAGAAUACAUAUUUCAAAAUGUUUUGGUUUGCCCCCUUUUUUUUUUUUUAAUACACCAUUUGGGAGAGGUCUAGGAAUCAAAAACUUGUAUGAACAGACGAAGGGACAUCUAUAAUUUGUUCGAGUCAGAAUUAAUGCUUCCUUUAGAUGCCGACCAACAGUAUGGCCCACUGAAACAACAUUUUAAAAACAGUUAAUCACAUUCCCAAGUAAUCUACAUAUAUUUAUGUCAUCUGUAUUUUCUAGGAAGAAUUAAAGAGCCAGUCCUGAGUUAGAGCUGUUUUCAUUCAGAUGCACAACUGCUACGCCAAGCUCUGCAUGGAUCUCAAGACUUCCUAACACAAAAACUAAUGGAGGUUAGCACUGGUGUUGUGUAGUGUAGGUAAUCACUGUACAAAACAGAGGAUUAACCCAGGGAGAAGCAGUACGUGGUGUGCCAGGAUUUAUCUCCCUCAGCCUCCUACCCAAAGCACUGGAGACUUCGUCUUGCUGGGUCUAGUUCUGCUUCCAAAAUGAUUGAUACUCAGGAGGAGAGACAGAAGGCCCUCUUCCCUGAAAGCAUCAAUCCCCAGGUCUGUAACAGAUGGAGGUCAAACCCCCUGUUUGAGUGGAGGAAGGUCUGGAAUCAGUCUCCAGUGUCUCGGAUGAGCGUGCUGCCACGCAGGAGCUGUGCAAAAGGGAGGUGGUGCAACCACCGAAGUGGUUGUCACUAAACGCAAUGCAGUCUGACUGAGCUAAGCACGCUCUGAGCAUUGGCAGAAAAAUCAGGCUGCUCUUUGGACUGGAGUUUUUUGUGUGCCAAGUGACUUUAUGCAAAUGCAAGUUCCAGGUAGUGCCUGUAUAAAAGGCAGAGAUAACCUCUGCUGGUCACAGAGGCUUCUGUCUGAAACUCUGAGGCUGAACAUGUCCCAGGCAGAUGUCUGAGUGUAUUAAAAAUUAGAUUUGCAGAAGUCACAUGGAUAGUAUUGAAAAUUCAGAGUUAUGCUCAUUUUCUUCAUCCCUUUCGCCUGCCCUGCUCCUCCUCACCCACCCUGCACCUCUAACACGUGGAAACAAUCAUGCUGCUGGGAUCCCAUUGCUAGUCAGACACAUCUCCACAUUGUCACAUGCAGAGUGUGUCCAAACAUUCCCAGCAACUGGGAACGGGAUGCUGGAAGAAGAAACCUGUGACCUGCUGCAGCAAGACUGUGCAGACUUAACCAAUUCUAAUUUUAUAUAAGCUAGAUUAUGUUCAAAUAUUACCACUCCAGGGACUAGAGUUUCUACUGCCACACAUAUUUCAUUCCUUUGAAGUGCAAGAGAGUCCCUACACUGGGACAACGCAUCCCUGUGCUUCC
Messenger RNA from Chroicocephalus ridibundus (black-headed gull), 8395 nucleotides. It is a transcript of the gene NDP, whose product is annotated as norrin cystine knot growth factor NDP. The transcript is spliced from 4 exons. The coding region runs from base 1314 to 1715 and encodes 133 amino acids. Lineage: Eukaryota; Metazoa; Chordata; Aves; Charadriiformes; Laridae. The record is from RefSeq and is a predicted model, not a curated record. Gene Ontology annotation, molecular function: cytokine activity; frizzled binding. Gene Ontology annotation, biological process: Norrin signaling pathway; Wnt signaling pathway; positive regulation of DNA-templated transcription.